GGCGCUGGAUAAUCAACGAAUUCGGGUUAAUCAAGUGACAUUUAAAUAAAAAAUCGCACAGACACACAUUGGGCUGGAAGGGAGUGUGAGUUCUGCUUGAAUGAAAGUUUCACUUGCGGCAGAGCAGUAAACAGCAGAGCAAUAGCGAAAGAGAGAGAGAGUGAGAGAAGGGUAGAACGCGCUAAGAGCGCAGCGCAUAAUACUAGUAAGCGUAACUGACGAAGCUGGCAUAUUUUAUUGUGUUUGUUGGCUGGUUAAUUGUAUGGUUUUUUGUGUACUUUGUGGGAGCGACGUUUGUGAAUGACUGUAGUAGAGAUUCUGAAAUAAAUUAGUUGUAAGCAGCGUAAAAGCACUCAGUUAUAAACGAUCCUACGAUACGCAACGCUGAACGCGCAAAAAACGAACGAACUGAAACUCGAGUGCUGGAAAAAAUACUUACAUAUAUAUACUCAUAAUACUCAGACUAAAAAUUAGUCAAGUUCAAUUAAAAGAUUCUUGUGUAAAAAAGUAGAGGAUAGAAUAAAAGCUGAAAUAUAAAUCAAACAAGUUCCACUUAAAAAAGAUCCGUCAUCAGAAGAUCCGUAGUAAUUCCAGUGACAAUGAAAGGCAGCAAUCUCACCACAGAAGAGCGUCGUCUCCUGCGCAGCUUGCUGAUCGAUCUGAUCAUAUUUAUUGUGCUCGUAGUGCCGAUAAUCAUAUUUGAGUUCGUAAUUGAGCCAUUUCAUCGUGGCUUCUUCUGUUCGGAUGAGACUAUACGUUAUCCUUUCCACAAAAAUACCAUCACAACAGCAAUACUCGCAGUGAUCGUCGUGGGCGUGCCGGCUAUUAUAAUUAUUAUAGUUGAAUUUACGCUCUUUCAUCGCCGCGGACGCUUACAGGAGCGUAUCUUGCUUUUCGGUUUUAGUGUGCCCACAUUGUUGGUGGAGUGUGUAAAGCAUGCGCUUUAUUUUAGCUUUGGCGGCCUUCUAACGUUCGAAGCGACGGAGGUGGGCAAAUUUACAAUCGGUCGCUUGCGUCCACAUUUCAUUAGUGUUUGUCAACCGCAAUUGCUGGACGGCAGUACUUGCGAUUCACCGCAAAACCAAUAUCGUUAUGUGGAGAAAUACAUCUGUUUGGGCAACGGUUUUACGUUGGAUGAUGUAGAGCAAUCGCGUCUCUCCUUUCCCAGCGGCCAUUCGAGCUUGAGCUUCUUUGCGCUCGUUUACAUGGCCAUCUAUCUGCAUUAUAAAGUCACUUGGCGAGGUUCACAGUUGACGCGUCAUUUCCUACAGUUCGCUCUCGUCAUGCUGGCUUGGUUUACUGCGCUGUCGCGUGUGAUGGACUAUUGGCAUCACUGGUCGGAUGUCCUUUUCGGUGGUCUGUUAGGUGUACUGAUGGCGUUGAUAACAGCGCGUUACAUUACUAAGGACUUUGGCAUGCCGAGGGAGAGCCAGCGUGUGGAGUUGCCACGUCAGGAUACGAGCACGACGCUGAAUGAGAUCAUCCCAACAUCGCCACCAUAUGCUUACGGAUGCGAAGACGGUGGUAGUGUCGAGUCGUUGCAGCAGCAGAAUACGGGCAACAGUAAACUUAACCAUGAACAGUUCUGUACGAAAGUGUGAACGGUUGGGUGGGGAUGGUAUUCUAUUUAUUGCAGUGUGAUAAUUAAAAUUUAAGUGGCUUAAGUAUACUAUAGCACUUAAGAGUCGUAGAGAUAAUGAGUAUACGGUAAACAUAGGUUAUUUUAUGUAAGUUAGGCUAUAGCGGUAAAAUUAAAUACCCAUUUCAAAAACAAAAAAA
Messenger RNA from Ceratitis capitata (Mediterranean fruit fly), 1779 nucleotides. Its product is annotated as putative phosphatidate phosphatase. The record is from RefSeq and is a predicted model, not a curated record. Gene Ontology annotation, molecular function: phosphatidate phosphatase activity. Gene Ontology annotation, biological process: signal transduction; phospholipid dephosphorylation; phospholipid metabolic process. Bases 600 to 1601 code for a protein of 333 amino acids. The transcript has a single exon. NCBI's taxonomy places the organism in Eukaryota, Metazoa, Arthropoda, Insecta, Diptera, Tephritidae.